Patiria miniata (bat star) is the source of this 4881-nucleotide messenger RNA. RefSeq names its product alpha-adducin-like. Gene Ontology annotation, cellular component: cytoskeleton; postsynaptic density; plasma membrane. The record is from RefSeq and is a predicted model, not a curated record. NCBI's taxonomy places the organism in Eukaryota, Metazoa, Echinodermata, Asteroidea, Valvatida, Asterinidae. Gene Ontology annotation, biological process: barbed-end actin filament capping. The transcript has 15 exons. The coding region runs from base 206 to 2476 and encodes 756 amino acids. Gene Ontology annotation, molecular function: actin filament binding.
GCGCCGUAUUGGGCUUGUUUGAGCGCGCACACACUUUAGCGGCCGCUGCUGCUGUUUUGUACCUGUGCCGAAGACACUGAUCGCGGCGAAACUGUGAUUUUUAAUUGCUUUUUCUGUGAGGAUUUCUAACGCAAAAGUGGAUAUAUUACAAAUUUGUGUAGUCACGGCAGCCUAGCAGUGUAGGUAAUAUUUCUCCACGCGCGCCAUGGCGGACACGUUAGCCAACAAUGUGGACGAGAGGGAAAAGCUGAUCCCGGACUUGGACGACCCCGAGUUCCAGAAGGAGUUGCAGCGGCCGGCCCACAUCAAGGCCGACAUGAGGGACAUGGAGAGGCAGCGAAGGGUCUCCCUGAUCCUGAACAGCCAGGCCUUCCGGGAGGAACUGGAGAGCAUCAUUGAGUCACAGUUGAAGGACAUGUUCCAGAGCGGGCCUCACCCAGCAAGCCUUAUUGCCCUACAGCAGAUAGCUGACCUGGUUCUCCCCCAGUCAAGAUUCAACCAGACCUCCGUAGGCGGGGGACGUGGUGGCGGUGCCGCACAGGGAGCGAGCUUAAUACCGGUUGCUGACAUUCGCGGGGUGGACUCGGUCAACUACAGCAAAGGGGAGAAGAUUCUGAGGUGCAAACUAGCCGCCCUGUAUCGCCUGAUUGAUCUGCACGGAUGGACACAACUCAUCUACAACCAUGUCUCGCUACGCGUAUCCAUGGAAACAGACCACUUUCUGAUCAACCCCUUUGGCAUGAUGUAUCACGAGGUCACGGCCUCCUCCCUCAUCAAGGUGGACAUGCUGGGUCAGACCGUCGACCCCGGCACCACGACCUUUGGCCCCAACCUGGCCGGCUUCACGUUGCAUUCGGCCAUCCACAGCUGCCGGCCCGACGCCAAGUGCGUGGUGCACAUCCACACCCCAGGUGUUGUAGCGGUUUCAUCAAUGAAGCAAGGGCUGCUGCCCCUCAGCCAAGAAGCCCUGAUCUGCGGCGAGGUCUCCUACCUUGACUACAGCGGCAUCAUCGUCAACGAUCAACAGAAGGAUGACAUCAUCCGCGCCCUGGGCCCUAACAGCAAGAUCCUGUUCCUGCGCAACCACGGCGUGGUGUGCUGCGGCGAGACGGUGGAGGAGGCUUAUUACUGGACGUACAACGUGGUCGCAGCCUGCGAAAUCCAAGUAAGGUGCAUGUCCGUCGGCUUGGACAACCUGAUCCUGGUCUCGGACGCCGUCAAGGAAGAGACCCGCGAGGUGGCCGUCAAGGGCGGAGGCGGCGUGAUCAAGCCCACCUCGCCGGAGGAGGAAGGGGAGAAACGGCGGGAGAGAAGGUGGAAGAUCGGAGAGCUGGAGUUUGAGGCCAUGAUGCGGCAGCUGGACAACAUGGGCCACCGAACAGGUUUCGUCUACCACCAGCCCCUGGUGCGCUCAGACCCCAAGCCCCGCAGCGAGGUGGCCCACCCGGCAGCCUCCACCUCAGUCACCUACUUCUACGACGACGACAGGGAGGGCAGCAAGUACCAGUCCCCCAUGAAGCUGAUGAACCGCAAGCAGGCUGGCGAGAAGACUAAGUGGCUGAACACGCCCAACACAUACACCAAGGUCGAAGUUCAGGAGGAGGUCAAGGAAGGGGAGGAGGCCAAGACAAAGACAGUGUGGGUGACUGAUGAGGCUAAGCAGACAUCUGGCGAGUCAAUGAAAGUGGCUCCUCAUCAGUUUUCAGUGCUAUCUGAGGACCCCAAGGAACUGAAGAAAAAACAGAAAGGCAUGAAGGCGGAUAGGUUUGAUGACAAGGUGACAGCAGGACCCAUCUCAGAAGUGCUGUCAGGCGUACAGUAUGGCGACUCACGCAGGGCACAGCUUGCUAGGGAUGCCCCCUUGUCUGACUCCAAAGACAAACUGCAAGAUUCACCCCGCAAGCAGCCUGGCGCAGAUGGGGAUCAGGUGCAAGCGGCCUCCAAGGGAAUCAUCAAGCGAGAACACCAGAAGGACGUCAUGCUGUACACCGCCUACGCCCCCAAUCCGUUCGAGAACAUGACCGAGGAAGACAUCUUGAAGUACAAGCAGGAGAUUGCCGAGAAGACUGGCCAGGAUGUGAAAGAGAUUGAGUUGAUAGUACAGGCGCCUAACAUGAACGGCCCAGAUGGUAUGGAAGAGACUACCACUACAACCCAGAGAGAAGUAGUUGUCACCAAGGGAGAAGACGGCUCGGAAGUCACAACCACCCGAGUUGUGACAACCAAGAUGACAACCAAGGAGACUACGCUGAACGGAGACGAGGCGGAGGCCGAAGCCGAGGAAGGGGAGGAGGACGACGAGAGAGCCGCCUCCCCGUCCCAGGAAGCCGGGGUGAGGAGCGCCAGUAGCGCUGAGGCGUCCCCGACCAAGGACGCCACCUCCCCCUCUAAGAAGAAGGACAAGGGCAAGAAGAAGUUCCGAACCCCUUCAUUCCUCAAAAGCAAGAAAGACAAAAAAGAGAAGGCGGAAAGUUAAACACCUUUCUUUUUCUGUUUUCCCCUUCAAUAAAACGACAGCGCUAUUCCAAGCUUUUGAGAGAGGGUCUGUGUAACGUAUGGAGAGAGCUGUCCAGCUUUUUUUUUUCCUUCAGAAGUGGCCUCAUUUUCACUUAUCUAGUCGGAACCGGUCAGAACCUGUUCCUACCAGUUGUUGUUUUCAUACAGCACAUGUAAUAGUUUAAGCUUACAAGAGAGUCUUCAGCCCAAACUGGAUUGAACUGGUUCAAAGCAGUUGGCUUCACAAGACUCAGUUUUCUUUUGUUUAUUAUUAACUUCAUUGACGCCAAGUUGAACAGUAAAUACAGUUUGCUUCAUACUUCACUCUCUCUCUCGACACUUUUAUGUGUUUUUUUUUUGCAUGUAGGUUUCGGGAAUUCAAGGACAGACUUUUUGGGGGAGUUUUAGACGGUAAAUUUAAAACUGCUGCAAUUUUCAAUGAAUCGGAUGUAGCUUGCUAAAUCUCUGUACAUUAAUGUGAUUUGCUCGUCGAAUGGGAAAACUCUGGCGAGAUUUGUCAGGUUUUUUUAACAGUGCUUUGCUAUGUAGGUAAUAUUCCAGCGUACAGUGUAGGUAGCGCUCAUCAAAUGGAAAUGAAAUAAUAAAACUGUAAAACAGUGCAUUCAAGACUUAUAACGGAAAUUGGACAGAAAAAGCCCCCAAGAUAUUUCAAGCAGAAAAGAUUGGGUUUUUUUUCUUCAACUUGUAAAUUGAUUGCUUCUGUGUCGAUGGGUGUGUAAGUAUUGACAUGUGUUAAUCGGUCGUCAUUUUUAACGCAAGGUUGUUGGGUAGUUUGUAAAAAAAUAAAGGUAGAUGGUGCUGCACCGUCACCUUGUUUCCAUGGCAACUGCCCUGUAUUCUGCCCUGUAUUCUGGUCACAUUCUAUGUAAAUUUAUUCCAACCAAAAAGAGGGGAGAGUAGCCCCAAACGUCUUAAAGAAAUAACCCAAAUUAUGAAUCAGUUAUUCUGAUAACUUGAAGAAAAUAAUGUAACUCCCCAGAAUUUCGGGAGAGAAAAAAAUGAAUAGAAAAAAUAAUCUUUUUAAUUGAUUGACAUGCACAAGUAAUGGAUAUUUUCUCAGAGCACCCACAAAAAAAACUGUAGAUUAAUAAUAAAUGUCUUGAUAAGUGUUUUAAUGUGACAUUCUAAGAUUGUAAAUGUAAAAAAAAAGUGUAUCGCUCUUUGAAAAUACGAAGAGGUCCUAUGCGUUCGUUGUUGGUGUUCCUUGUGGAUCCAAUGUGUACAUUUUUUAUUGUUGCUGUUGCACACAUGUAGGUGUUUAGUGCAAAAAGUCAAGUGAUUCUGAACAACACAAACAUUGUAAUUGACUAAACUUUCGAAACUCAUGACAUCGCAAGUGCAUUUUAGGGCUGAUGAUUGUUCCUUGUACCGUAUGUCCAAAUGCUCUUUCUGAGGAUGUUUUGCAGGUGCUAAGUGAUUGGGCUGGACAUCAAGUGUAUAAGAGAAAUGGGUCUGCUGAAUGGUUAUGUAGUUUUUUGGGGUGUUUGGAUAAUGAGCAGAUGGAUCUCAUGUGAUGUGCAUGUGACGGGCAUGUGAUGUGCAUGUGACGGGCAUGUGUUGAGCGUGUGACCAUGUGCGUGGUAUCCAUGCCAGCAGCAUGUGAGUCUUCAUGUGAUGGCCACGUGCUCGGCAUGUGACAGGGAGAAGCUUUCAGGGUGCGGCAUAAAUUUUUUGAGGUCGUAUGGAUAAAAAAAAAAAAGAAUUUGGAAAGGUUUGAUUCUCUCAGACCGUCUACAGGAAAAAUGACUUAUUUCUACUUCAACAUCAAUUGAUAAUUAUUUGGUGAUAAAUGUCCUUUGCUUUGAUGUGCAAAUUAUGACAAAACAAAAAUUCUUGAACAGUGUUCAGUGUUUUAAUACUGCUAAGCUCGUGAAUCACUGCUCGUCGCCAGAUUCAUUUUUGUAAUCGUUCCCGCUUACUUUCUCUGUAAGAUUUUGUAUUCAUCUUUGCACUCCAUCACAUUUUACCAGUAUGUAGUUCUGUGCCUAGUGAUGAUAAUUGUAUUUAAAAAAAAACUGUAGUACAGCCCAGGAGGUAUUCGAGCCGCAUCCAUCAGUGUAGAACUCGCAAGUGGUGUUUCUGUGCCGAGAUCAUUUGAUACGUCUGCACCGGAGGUAUGCCCUUGAUGUAUUCAUGUAUUCGUAGACUAGGAGAUAUACCAAAAUGAAUAUUCAAAUUAUAAAAAAAAAAAAAAAUCCUGUUCUUGCGUAAUUUAUAACUCAUGUGUAAUUUUGUCAAAAUUUAGACACCUGCAUGCAUAGUGCUGUGUAAGCAAAAUAAUAGUACUUGACUACAUAGGUGUAAGUUUAAAUAAAAAAUGAAAAAAAUGUUCAAUAAAUCAUAAUAUUGUAAGAUAACCAUGUG